UCCAGCAGUUCAAUCAAUCCCCGAGCGCCUCAAUUACAAGUCACGCACCUUAUUUCUUGCGAUCUGUUUCGAUUACUUUAGCCUUGAAUCCCAGCUUUUUUUAUCAUACAGGAACUCAUCUAGCAAUUGUCAACAGGCUGAAAAGAGAGCGAGAUUCGUGUAUGUGCACGAGAUUGAUCUCGGAGCGAGACGUGUUGCCUAUGUCCGGGGAAACUUCGAUGCUGUCCGGUCUGCGAAAGAACAUGAACUUCAACUGUGGGCGUGACGCAGCACUGCAAUGAGCAGCCGCGGCCAUGCGGACAGGUCUGGUCCCAUGUCCUCUCGGCUCCCCGCCAUGCCCAAGCUGCCGGUCCCGCGCGCGGCGUCCCGGGAGACCGCCGCCGUCCACUUCUCUGCACUGGGGAAGGAGGAAGAGGAGGAGGAAGAGGCUCUGCGCGAGCCGGCUGCCCCCCCUCCCCCCCGUCCUCCUCCUCCUGCGGCCGCGGCGGCGGAGUACGACCCGAGCGUGGUGACCGCGGAGGAGGCCAGCGAGGACCUGUUCGAGGCAGAGGGCGUGAACAGUGCGGGGGCGGGGUCCUCCAGCUCCCCGCCCCCAGCCCCUCCUCCGGCCGCCGGCUCCGCCCACAGCCCCGCCCACUCCGCCUCGGAGCGGAGAGUCCCGCCCCCGCGUCCCCCCCCCAUCUCUGGCUCCUCCCCCUCCAGGUCGACGGCCCCGGCCUCCAGGCCCUUCCUGAGCCUGGUCAAGUCCCUCUCCGUGGACGAGCCUCGGGAGGGCGUGGCGGUCCCGCCCACCACCACGCGUCAGCUGAUGAAGACGCUGGUGAAGUCCCUGUCCACGGAAUCGUCCGGCGCCGACCAGGACCCCUCGAACCCCUCGUCCUCCUCCUCCUCCUCCUUCUCCUCUUCCUCCCGGAUCCCCGACUCGCUCCUGGGGCUGCAGCUCUUCCGCCAGUUCACCCAGCCGCGCGCGGCGGCGCUGGCGGCGGCGGCGGCGGCGGCGGCCGGCACCGUCGCCGGGGGCGACUCCAAGACGGCCCCCUCCUCCCCGGCGGCCUCCCCGGACAGCCGGUCCUUCUUCAUGGUGCAGGAGGUGGAGGCGCGGCUGGAGGACACCCGCCGCCGGCUUUCGGAGGCGAUGUACGAGCCCCUGCAGCGCCUCAGCAAGAUCAUGGGGGACGAGGGCGGGGGCGCCCGCCUGAAGGGGCUGUCCUCCAGCGCCACGGAGCUCACCAGCCUGGCCGGCUUCAACGGCCUGGCCGAGAGCAACAACAACAACUACUGCAUCAAGGAGGAGGAGGGCCUGGACUGGGAGGGGGAGAGCCCCACGGGCGGGGCCGGGGCUGGGGCGGGGUCGCCGGGCAGGGCCACGGGCCCCAGGUACCCCUCUCGGGGGCAGGACACGUGGUCCAUGUCGGCUCUGGCCAGGCAGGACGAUGAGGAGUUCGUGGAGCUGUACAGUGACUGCGUGGACGGGGAGGCGGAGCCUGAGCCUGCUGUAGCCAGCGAGCCCCGCCCACCUCAGGAAGAGAGCAGACCGGAGGAGGAAGAGGAAGCGCCUGACGUGCCCUACAUGACCCUAGUAGUCCUGACCUCUCUGCUUUACUGCUGUUUCAUUCUGCCCCUCCCCACCUACCUGGGCGGGGCUCUGCUGGGGGGGGCGCUGGGCUUCAUGCUGGCCAUGCUGUUCGUGUGGCUGGCCGCCCCCCGUCGCUCCGGCAACGGCCCCCAGCGGGCCACCUGCAGCAGCGAGGCGUGGAACGUGGCGCACCUGGACGUCAAGGAACCCGACAUCUUCAAGGGCUGGAUGAACCAGAUCCAGAGCUACGACCCGGAGACGUACCACGCCACCCUCACGCAGUCGGUCUUCGUGCGCCUGGAGGGGUCGUCCCUGCGCCUCUCCAAACCCAACCGGAACAUCGCCCGGCGGGCCACCUUCAACGAGCCCAAGCCCGACGUCAGCUACAUCAGCCAGAAGAUCUACGACCUGACCGACAGCAACAUCUACCUGGUGCCCUCGAACCUGGCCAAGAAACGGGUGUGGAAUAAGAAGUACCCGAUCUGCAUCGAGCUGGGCAAGCUGGAAGACUUCAUGUCCCAGACCCAGAUGAGCAAGGGUGGGGCAGAAGAGGAGUGGACAACGGCGGCGGGGGUUGGGGAGAUGGAGGAGGUGUCUGGGGGGAGCGAGGAGCCCAAGAGGCCCUACGGGACGCCAGAGCGGGGGCGGGCUUCGGCCCCCGGUGGUGAUGGGACCCUGUUCCUCUUUGGACGGACGGGGCGGGAGAAGGAGGAGUGGUUCCGCAGGAUGACUGUGGCGUCCAAGCUGAAAUCGGAGGCCAGGAAGCCCCAGAGCCUGCCAGGGAGCAGGAGCGCCUUCGUUCCCGCCCACAGCCGCAGCAGCAGCCAAUCAGGGGGGCUGUCGCACAGCCGCAGCAGCAGCCGGAGCAGCCUGGACGAGCUGCUGGCGUCGCAGCCCCGCCCCCGCGAGCUCAGCGGCAGCGGCAAGCAGAAGGCGCUGCUGGACUACAGCGUGUACAUGGCCCAGUACGUGCCCGGCCAGCCAGCCACCCCGGCCAGCAGCCCUGUGCACAGCGCUGAGAGCAGCCCGGGGGCCAGCAAGAAGUUGCCUAGCAGCCCCAAGGAAGAGGCGGAGCCGGAUGCCUGGGUCAACGCCUUACUGGGUCGGAUCUUCUGGGACUUCCUGGGGGAGAAGUACUGGGCCGACGUGGUGUCCAAGAAGAUCCAGAUGAAGCUCAGUAAGAUCAGGCUGCCGUACUUCAUGAACGAGCUGACUCUGACCGAGCUGGACAUGGGCGUCGCUGUUCCCAAGAUCCUGCAGGCGUCCAAACCCUCGGUGGACCACCAAGGCCUGUGGUUUGAUCUGGAGAUCUCCUACACCGGAUCCUUUCUGAUGACCCUUCAGACCAAGAUGAACCUGGCGAGGCUCGGGAAGGAGGGGGAGGGGCUUCGAUUCGGCGAGCCGGGCAAAGACGGGUCCAGACCGCGAGUGUACUGCCUGGCCGACAGCGACGAAGAGUCCUCCAGCGCGGGGUCGUCCGACGAAGAGGAGCCGCCUGAGGUUCCCACGGAGAAGAGCUCAUUGCUUGGGGCGGAAGGCUACGCUGGGGGCCACAGGCCCAGCAAGAUCAUGCGCUUCGUGGACAAGAUCGCCAAGUCCAAGUACUUCCAGAAGGCCACGGAGACGGAGUUCAUCAAGAAGAAGAUGGAGGAGGUGUCCAACACCCCGCUGCUGCUGACCGUGGAGGUGCAGGAGUGCCGCGGGACGCUGGCGGUCAACAUCCCCCCACCCCCGACGGACAGGAUUUGGUACGGCUUCAGGAGCCCCCCCCACCUGGAGCUGAAGGCCCGCCCCAAACUGGGGGAGAGGGAGGUGACGCUGGCGCACGUGACCGACUGGAUCGAGAAGAAGCUGGACCAGGAGUUUCGGAAAGUAUUCGUCAUGCCAAACAUGGACGACGUUUGGCUGCCCAUAAUGCACUCCGCCACGGACACGCGCUCCAACGCCGCCGCCAUGACAGCCGCCGUCGCCACGGCGAAGGACCCGUGCCCGGCGGACGCCGAGGGCGUGGCCCCCGGUGAAAAUGUGAAAGGCCUGCAGUUUACAGUAUUAAAGGAGGGAGAACCGAUGUGAGGGGAGCCGGUUGGGGGUCAAAGGUCGGACCAACCAGCAAACAACCAAAACCGUGCCACAUUCCUCCCACACACGUGGUCUGCUGGGGCCAGGAGUCUUUUGCGCUCCCCCCCCACCCCCUUUUUUGUGUUCAGUUCUCCGCGGGGGUACAAGGCUGAGGGUACCCCUACCCCCCCCGCCCGCCAUGAAGUUCAUAAGAAGAAAUGAAGCCAUUUGCUGCUCUUCCGUAGCCUAUUUUUACGUGUGACAAACGGACUGUGGAAGAAGGCGUGUCCUGUCGUUUUCGUUAAUGAAGGGGAACAAAACGAAAGCUCAGCUCUACCGCGGAAGGGGGAGAGAUGGCGGCUGUGGAACUACCCGCUGACGUAUUGCCCUGCCGCCCGACCUUCUGCGCGCAGCGGGAGAGAGAGAGAACGCACACAGGUGAAAACCUGGAGAAGAGAGAGGGCAGGACGUGGGCUGCCGAGUUCUGGUUCUGGUUCUGGGUGAACUGGGAUUCGGGAGUUUUGACUUUCGCUUCCAAGGGGCUGGUUUUCAGUGCUGCUGUUUGAGCUGCACUGAACGCCUCGGGACGAAAAUCACUGCUGUGAAAGUAUGUGCCGUCCGUGAUGCUGGGCAGCGCCCUCUGCCUGUCCACAGCGGUACUGCACGAACAGUGGGCAACCCACAACCUCACGCUCUGAAACGCACUGCAAAGGGAGGUGCCAGAACUUCGAACUUUCUUGCGCCCUGUCUACAUGCAUUGUGUUGUGUGUGUGUGAGAGAGAGAGAGAAAGACGUCUUGUUUUAGCGACUAAUGCACAUUUGCUUUAAGAAGCAGACCUGCCUGUCACUGCCCGCGCCCCCCCACCCCCAUACAAUGUGCUGCCUGUGUCACCCAUCACUACCCCCAUCCCCCCCCAAAAAAAGCUUUGUCCUCCCCCAACCCUGAAAACCCAUUCACUAAGGAGCCAUAACCAGGGGUGUGUGCAGUGAUGCUUUGAGGACUGUGUUCAGUUUCCACCUUAAAUGAGGACGCACUGUACACUAAGUAAACUAGAGGCAGAAAUCCUGUGUGUGGAUCGUACAAGCUUUGUAUGGUGAAAUUAUGUAUAUGGGGCCUUUUUAAAAAAAAAAAAAAAAAGAUGAAUGUACGAAAUAUUCUUUGUCAGUUAAAAAUGUUUGAUUUCUCUGAAAGAAAGCAUUAAUCAGCAGUAUGGAUUACAUGGGGGGGGGGGGGAGUGACGGGGGUAUUAUCGAUUUGAGAUGGUUUUUUUUUUUUGUAAAACGGUUUAUAUAGAAGUGAAGUGACAGUCGGGAGUGGCUACAGCUGUCCCACACUGUAGUUAAUUUAAGUCUAGCCUCGCUUGUUGGGCUGAUAGCCAAGGCUUGCUCAGAGACUGAGCGUCUGAAGUAAAACCUCAUCUUCAGGAGAACCCUCACCCCCUCAACAGUAUAUUAAUGUUUCAUAUGGAAUAAGUACAUAAUAAAUAUUUCAGCGGCCCGGGUCUUUGGAAGAGCCAUAACCAUGAGAUGUUAGCCAUACUAUGCAGCAGCCUCUGCCAGGAGACACACAGUAAUGGCAAUACAUGCUUUUGUGAUGUUUUUAGUUUUUUUUUUUUUUUUUAACUACGCCAAGUCAUUCCUGUCACUCAGAGCAUCGAACAGUGAUUAUUCUGCAUGGAAACAGAGUGUAAAGACACUAGCGAACGGCUCUGGCAAACUGACAUAUAAGGUAUCUGUGUUUUAUACUGGAGAUACUGGGUGAAAUUAUUUAUUUUGCCAAGUUAAAUUCACAUGUAUGCACUGUUGUUGUCCUUCUUGUUUACAGGUUGUUUAGAGUAUGAUACGUUUCUUGUGUAAAAUGUAUUUCUUUUGUAAUGGCAAAAAAAAAUAAUAAUAAUCAAAGAAACAGCGAUGUGCUAUUGGCACCUGUGCCUUUAAAACAAACACUAGCUCCUCCCCUCGAAAACGACUGGGAUUCCACACAUACAUUAAUUUUUAAAAAGUGGCUCUCACUUUAAAUAAAUCUCUGCCUUUUUGAACGAGUUUGAAGAAAGAAAGAAUGGAGAAAAAAAAACAAGAAUACAACGUUAAUCUAACUUUUUGGAUUGUUCUAGGUUUAUUUAAAUUAGUUUUUGCCACAGUAUCAUCAUCUGUGUUCUUCAAUGGACAGUCAAGAUUCUCCCCUGGUCACUUGUGAGAAUACUCUUCCUCAUUUAAGAAGUCAUGUUUUUCAUACAAGCACCUGUUUCUUUCUAUAAAAUAAUAAUUCAUAAUAAUAAUAAAAUUAAAAAGCCACUUUCACAGCAAGCCUGUGGAAAUGAUUAAAGGGAGGGCAUGCAUCAAGCCUCAGACUUAUUUUACGGGAUAGGCCUGCUGCAAUGUCCUGCACAUGGAGUGUGCUCCAGCACUGCAAUAUUAAUGAAGAAAAGGCUGAUGGGACUUGUAGUGUAUAACCGUAAUUAUGGGCAGGAUCUCAAACUACAGUACAGGCAGGCAUAUGUGAAGCUUUGAAUCAAGGCUGCUCAAUCCUGUUCCUGGGAAUAUGCCCUGUAGGUUUGGAUUCCAACCCUAACAAAAGUGCACCUCAUUCAACCGCUGGAGAUUUCAUUGAGCUGAUAAUUAAGCGUUCCAAAUUAAGGAGAGUUGAAACCUGCAGGGGGCGGUAGAUCUCCAGGAACAGGACUGGGCGGCUCUGCUUUAAGUGAAUCAUCAGUGGAUUCAUUUAGAGGCCCAUCUGAUGGUGUGACUGUACACACAGGCCUGUGUGGAAGCUCACAGACCCUGUUCACUUUCCUGUGGUAAUGCCUUCAUUUUACUGGAAUUGUAUUAAUUCAUAUAUAUAUAUACACACACACACACACAAUUAUUGCCAUAUUGUUGAUUUAUCUGUUCACCAUACAAGCCUUGUUGAGAUUUUAAAAAUUGUUUUCGAAGUUAUGAUGCAGAGGAAGCCUUUUAAUACUCUAUCAUUUGUAAGUGAUAAAAUGGUGCGAAACCUGUGUCGUGUCAACGUAAUACCCCUCUUUUGUGUGCAAUAACUACAAGCAGUCAGGACGACAAAAUGCACUAUGUUCAGCAGUAUAGGGAAUAUUGUAUGAAGGUCGACUUAUGAGGAAUAAAGGUUUUGCGGUUUGAAUAAAUCACGUUCUCCCCUUAUGA
This is a messenger RNA of Anguilla rostrata (American eel), 6793 nucleotides long. RefSeq names its product testis-expressed protein 2-like. Gene Ontology annotation, cellular component: endoplasmic reticulum. Gene Ontology annotation, molecular function: lipid binding. NCBI's taxonomy places the organism in Eukaryota, Metazoa, Chordata, Actinopteri, Anguilliformes, Anguillidae. The record is from RefSeq and is a predicted model, not a curated record. The transcript is spliced from 12 exons. The coding region runs from base 278 to 3649 and encodes 1123 amino acids.